This is a messenger RNA of Aquila chrysaetos chrysaetos, 11976 nucleotides long. It is a transcript of the gene HDX, whose product is annotated as highly divergent homeobox. The record is from RefSeq and is a predicted model, not a curated record. The transcript has 11 exons. Lineage: Eukaryota; Metazoa; Chordata; Aves; Accipitriformes; Accipitridae. Gene Ontology annotation, molecular function: DNA-binding transcription factor activity, RNA polymerase II-specific; RNA polymerase II cis-regulatory region sequence-specific DNA binding. Gene Ontology annotation, biological process: regulation of transcription by RNA polymerase II. Bases 2487 to 4673 code for a protein of 728 amino acids.
GUCCGUCCCUCCCCGUUGUCUCUUUCCCUGAGCUGUGGGCCCCUUCUUAGCCCUCGCGUCAGCCCCGGGGCAGCUGCUUGGGGCUGGGCUGGUACAGCUGGGGGCUUUUGAGGGGGGGGACGGUCGGGGAGGGGUAAGAGGAAAGCUUGGCGUUGCCUCAUGGUGUGAGGCCCGUGGGGCCCACAGAGGGGCAGGUGGACACCCACGCGUGAGUGGGGCAGGAGGUGGCCAGCAGUAGGGGAUUGUCACGGAACAACUCAAACCUUGUUUCCCAUAAGGGCUUCUACCUCUCGGACCAUAUUGACCCUGUUUUGGUGCCGAAUGCGGCCGGUCGUGGUGGCAGUUGAACAGGGUGUCCUUUUGCUGUCAAGAUUUUAGCCCUCGAGUGUUUGGAAGGGAAGGAGGAGGAGGAAGCACGCUGGUUGCGCAGGCUGUGGCGUUCUGGGGGGAUGAUGGUGCAGGGGAGGUCUUGCCUCUGGAAGCACUUGUGAUGCAUGUGGGCUUGCCCCACUCCGGGGAAUGACAAGCAGUCCCCAACCCUGUACCCCCGUGUUCUGUUAGCCUGGGGCUUCUGAUAUGAUAGGUAAGAUUGUAUGUAACUAACCAAAAGUAGUUCUAUAUCCGCUGAACUGGAGUCUUGAAGCAGCUCACAUCUUCAGAGUAAAACUGCAUUUUAGUAUUCCUUUCCUUCUUUCUGGCAUAGGUCUUACAAACGCUUGUGUACGUGCUUAAUUUAAAACAUGUGGCUAAUCUAGUUGCAGUCAGAAGUCCCAUUUACAUGAGUGAAGUGGGGUGGGAUGCAUAAACCUGCAGAGUUGUGGUCACAGGUUAUUAUGUUACUAAGUUACUGAGGGCUGUCUAAUUUGUCCCUAAUAAAAGGCUGAAUUUUAUAGGUAGGACUGUAAUACAAUAUUACAAAUGCUGUACUUAGUGGAGAGGGAAGCAAUUGUGCUGCGAGUCACGGAUAUUUAAAAGUAUUUUUACGAGCUUGUCUGUAUAUUACACUAACCCAACCAUAACCAUGAUCUACUGCGCUUACAGUUGUGUAGUCGUAACUACUUUGGCUUGAGUAAGAAAGAGGCAGUAACCUACAAAUUUGGAUUAUUAAACAUUGUUGCUUGACCUACGUCCAGUAUCUCCACACGUGGUGUGUAACUUGGGCUGUUCGUUGGUUGUUUUCUUUCCAUUUGGGCUGUGCAAAAAAUUGUGAGCUUUUGGCAGACGUGGAAGGUGAAUUAGGUGAUAGCCGGUACAGUUCAGGUUUCUAAAGCUGUAGUAAUAGUGUCACUACUGCACUCUUGUUUUAUUUGUAUAUAUGGUAGCUUUCUUAUUAUAGUUGCAGAUUUAUAUUGGUGCCAAGUCUUGUUAUUUUGUACCACUGGAGAUCUGCGGAGGGAAAGAAAAAAAGAAAUAAAUUGAGGAGUGUGCUGAUUUUCUUGUUGUACCUGUUAUGGAUGAACAGACCAAAACAGCAGUAGUCUUACAGGCUCUUAUAAGAUGACUUUUUUCCAAGCAAAUGCUUGUUUGAUGCUGAGGUUGGGAAAAAAAAAAAAAAACAAACCCUCUCAGAAACUGCUUAUUCCCUUUUAUCACUAUGUGUUAAUCCCUGACAGUUUUAUAGUGUUUUAUACCAUAAAGAUUUUUACACUUAGUUACUUUGUGGUGGCUUGUACUCCAAGUGAAUUAUUUUUUUUAUUAAUUGUAAUUUCACAUCCAAGACUUGUUUCUGUUACUGUUUGAAAUGAGAGGAUUAUCAGUAAGUUUUUAUUUCCUAUAUUUCAAAUUAAUAUUAACGUAGUAUUCUAUAAAGACUUACCUUGUAAUUAAGUUUACUUGGUUCAGCAAUCUUAAUAUUUAGAGACUUUUUGACAUUAACACUAUAAUGCUAUACAUUGGAGGCAGACUUUAGGCCACAGAAUUUUUUUUUUUUUAUGCUGCUGCUUUUUUUUUUUUUGCCUUUUUUUUUUUUUUUUCUCUCCAGAUCUUUCAAGUAGUCAUUGCAGAACAGCUAAGUAACUCUUGAAUUUGUUUUUUUUUCUAACCAGGGGAUCAUUGAUACAGGAUUAUUCCCAUUUUCUUAUUGUUGUUCUUUCUUUUGUUGUAGUCCUUGACACCAAGUUGUUUUCUUUAGUUUCUAAAAAUACAUAUCUGGGCUUCACCAGGUCUCCCUGGAGAGAUUCUUAACUUUGGAUGUUGAAUAAAGUAACUAGAGUGGAAGGACUAGGCAUUUGCAGCAAACCGUGUGGUAUAAUUGUUACAUUAAGUACCUGUUUAAUGAAGCAAAUGUGCUACACUUCAGAAGCAAACUUGGCUUUAGUUCUUCCGUGUGCUCCCCUCUCCGCUUGUGCUCGCUCCUGCCACAGAAAGGGAAGGAAGGUGGAUACUGUGGAAAAAGUUGCUCAAGCAGCUAAAGAAGUCUGAAGAAGUUCAGCUUGCCAAUAUGUUGCCAACCAACUGGACACCUGGCUUCCCAAAAGCUCAAAUGCAUGUUUUCUAAGCUUGGCAAGUCAAGAUCGAAACAAAAUUAUGAUAAAAAUCCAUGUGGAUUUCUAACUCGGAGUCUGAGGUUCAAGACAAAGAUGAAUCUGCGUUCUGUAUUUACUGUAGAACAACAAAGGAUAUUACAGCGUUAUUAUGAAAAUGGAAUGACAAAUCAAAGUAAAAAUUGCUUUCAGCUCAUAUUACAGUGUGCACAAGAAACUAAACUGGACUUCAGUGUAGUCAGGACGUGGGUUGGCAAUAAACGAAGGAAGAUGAGCAGCAAGAGUGCUGUAGAAUCUGGAGGCACUCCCCCAGGGACUGUCCCUACUACUCCCUCAGUACCUCCAGAAGCAGCAGUUAGAAAUGUGGUAAAUAUUGCUCGAUCCCAAAGUCAGCAGUCUUCUUGGACCUCUUCUAAUAACGAUGUAAUAGUUACUGGUAUAUACAGUCCUGCUAGUUCAUCUGGUAGGCAAGGAUCCACCAAACAGACAAAUGCUUCAAUGGCAGACAUACAUAAAACCUCUAUUCCACGACUACCAGGAAAAAGUGAUACAGAGUUUCAGCAGCAGCACAUCCCUAUAGGACGACAAGUACCACAUUGUAAAAAUGCUUCCCUAUUAGUAGGGGAAAAGACUAUUAUUUUAUCUAGGCAAACAAGCGUACUGAAUUCUGCGAACUCCAUAUAUAGUCACACUAAAAAAAGCUAUGGUGGUUCUUCAGUCCAGACCGCAGAGUUGGUGUUACCUCAGAAACCGAUGAUAUGUCACAGACCCUGUAAAGCUGAACCCGUGGGCUGUCAAAGGUUACAAAAACCAGAACAUGCAGCUCUCGCAUCGCAUGUGCCCCCUGGACAAAGGGCUAAUACCAGGGACCCUUCUUGUAGCACGCAAAACCUGGAAAUACGUGAAGUGUUUUCUCUGGCAGUUACAGAUCAACCUCAAAGAAUUGUGGGAGGAAGUGCAGCGCAGAAGCAUUGCUCGGUGGAAGGCAGCUGUCUGUCCAUUGCGAUGGAAACUGGAGACGUGGAUGACGAAUAUGCUAGAGAAGAAGAACUAGCAUCCAUGGGAGCACAAAUACAAAGCUAUUCAAGAUACUGUGAAAGCAGCAGCUCUGUUCGAGUAGAGAACCAAAGUGCAGCCUUGUCCGGGCCAGGGAGAAAUGUGAGCUGUAGUUCACAGAUGGUGAAUGCCAGGGACGUGCCUGACAAUAUUCUGUAUCAUAACAGAGACUACCAUUUGCCUGCACGGACCUCAUUACACACAACAUCCAAUACAUUAUAUAACAGUGCUAAUCCAUCAAGAAGUACCUUUUCUCCUCAUUUUACAUCUUCAAGUCAACUGAGGCUGUCACAAAACCAAAAUAAUUACCAGAUUUCAGGAAACCUUACUGUGCCUUGGAUUACAGGUUGUUCCAGAAAAAGAGCAUUACAGGACCGUACACAAUUUAGUGACCGAGACUUAGCUACCCUAAAGAAAUACUGGGACAAUGGCAUGACCAGCCUGGGCUCAGUCUGCAGAGAGAAAAUUGAAGCUGUGGCUGCAGAAUUAAAUGUUGACUGUGAAAUAGUGCGGACUUGGAUUGGGAAUCGAAGACGGAAAUAUCGUUUAAUGGGGAUUGAGGUCCCACCCCCUAGAGGAGGUCCUGCUGAUUUCUCUGAUCAAUCUGAAUUUGUUUCUAAAUCAGCACUUAAUCCAGGAGAGGAAACUGCUACUGAAGUGGGGGAUGAUAAUGAUAGGAAUGAUGAAGUAUCAAUCUGCUUAUCUGAAGGAAGCUCACAAGAAGAGACAAAUGAAGCUCUUCAAAAUGAGGAAAUCGGUCACAAAGAUGAUGACCAGAAUCCAGUAUCUACUGAUAAUGUGAAAAUAGAAAUUAUAGAUGAUGAAGAAAGUGAUAUGAUAAGUAAUUCUGAAGUGGAUCAAAUGAGUUCUCUUUUGGAUUAUAAGAAUGAAGAAGUCAGAUUCAUUGAGAAUGAGUUGGAGAAUCACAAACAGAAGUAUUUUGAACUACAGACAUUUACUCGGAGUUUGAUACUUGCUAUUAAAUCAGAUGAUAAAGAACAGCAGCAGGCACUGCUCUCAGACUUACCUCCUGAAUUAGAAGAAAUGGAUUUCAAUCAUGCAUCCCCAGAGCCUGAUGAUACCUCAUUCAGCUUGUCGUCUUUAUCGGAGAAAAAUGCCUCAGACAGUUUGUGAUUUAUUUUUUUUAAUUGACAAAAAAGAAACCCCACAUAACGUGUAGGUUUCAGGAGAACGGCAUUUUGCUAUCCAGUGUUCUUCAGUCCAAAAAAGAAAGCCCAAGGUGAAGUAGACUUUCCUGAAGGAUGACUGUAGUGUGUCAUGGCUACAGUUUGCACUGUCAAGAAAUUUCGAAUGUUGUUUUUGGUAAAUGAAAGAACUGUGUGAAGAAAGGUUUCACUUUUAGCAGUUUGGCCUUGAUUAGGAUAACUUCCGACUUUCCAGAAUAACUCUUGCUCUGUAGCAAAGUCUUUUUGAGCAGGGAUCCAAGAGUGGAAAACAAAUGUCCUGUUAUACAGACAGCUAAUUCUUCAGAGUUGCUUGCUCACCAGUCCUGUUUAUUAUUUUUUUCCCCAUUUUUACUCAGGUAGGUGGACUAAAAAUUGGGGAUCCAAAUAGAAUAACGGGCUUUUUAUGAGUUGUGCUUGAAGCCUUUUGAAAAUCUGAAAUUAAACUAGUGGUUUUCAUUAUGUGACUUCAGAUUGUUGAAUCUUCCAUUUUCCUGACCAAAAUAGCUGAAAAAACUUUGAAAGGCUAACUGAAAAAUUUGAAUUAUCAUCAAUAAAUUAUUAAUGUAAAGAAGCAGUCAUAAGUGUUGUAACAAAUUAGAUGGAUAUGGGAAACCUGAUAGCUGCAGAACACGACUUUCUGAUACUCUCACAGUAGCAAUGGGAUUAGAUGUUUACACUACUAUUUAGGGUUUUAUGAAUGUAGUUACAGGUUUCAUUUGUCAAAGUCUCAAUGCUGAAGUUCUGUUCAUUGUUUGAAGUAUUGGUUAGAUAUUUUUCCACAAACUUGGCUUCAUUUUAUCAAGACACUGUCAUAAAUCCACAGCUGUCAUUGCAUCCUGAAAGGUAUUCAAGUGUUUGGAAUUGAGUUCUGCAGAUCUUCUAAAUGUGACCUGGUUUUGAAGUAGCCCUGUCUGAUGAAUUUUUUGGCAACUGCCGGGUGCCAUUUCUAAACUGUGAGCUUGAUUGCAGGCAGUGCUGAAAUGAAUUUCUUCUUUCCCAGCUGUCGUUGACAUUGAAUCCCUUUACUCAUCUGAUUAAAUGGAUGUGCAGACACAUUCAGAUAAAUUUAGUGGAGCAUGUAGGUGCAUGCCCAUAUUAUUGAUGCUCUAUAACUUCCGAAUAUUCCUCAGCAAGCAUUUUUGAAAUGGAUACCUUCACAGUCUGGUAAAAAGCCUGAUCCUUCAAUUUUAUGCCAAAUAAUAAUUUGCUCUGGUGAAUCCUUAUUCAUGCAGUAUAGUAAGUAAUCCCCAUAAUUUCAGUGGGAGGUCCAAGGUGUAGUUCAGAAAAUCCAGAGUGUUUGGGAAAUAACACUUUUAUCCCUCCCUCUGCCCCUUAAUACUAGGAUUAGCUCAGAUUUUAGGAUUUCCUCAUUCUGGUCAGUUCCUCCCUAAUCAUUUCUACAGCCUUUUUUUUUUUUUUUUCCCAGUAUCGGUAGUGAGCUCUGUUCUUUCAGGUUUUUUUCUCUCUCUGUUGUCCUUGGGCAUGGGGAGCUUUUAGCAAUAUUGUUAAAUGCCAGCUGCAUAAAGGAUAGUCGCAGUUUUAAAAGCUGUUUUAAAAAGCAAAACAAAACAGUUUCACAGUUCUGACUACUAUACAAUUCAGUUAGUUCCCAAAAGACCUCUUACCAUCUAUUCUACAGAGUGACCCCACAAAAGCGAGCUGUUGGGCCUCUAUUUGAGUUUAGGCAUUAAAACUCAGAGUGGAAUCCCAGGAGGGAGGGAAGGCACUCUGUGUAACCAGGAGGUAAGUGGUAGGUUACUCAUACUUUCACUGCUUGAGCUGAAAUGUCUCCUCCUGGCUGGCAGACACAUCCUUAUAGCCUUACUCAGAGAAGGAGCGGUAUUUUACAUGCCUGUUGAAAUGACCACCAAUCUAAAAUUAAUUAAAGUUUGUAAGCAAAGAUCACAGUACUAUCCUUCAAAUGUAAGAUAGAGCUCAACUGUAAUUCUGCUUAUCCUGAAAAAAUCAUUUAUAAAGGGUUUUCUAUACGGGGUUAACAAUGCUUUCUCUUACUGUUCUCCCUAGAUACGAAACUUGUGCCACUGACAAGGAAACCUCUUGUUUUCUGUGAGCUUUGCUGAAAAAAAAAAAAAAAAAAAAGUACUGUGAUUUGCCACUAUUUGGACCUUAUUUUCCUGCUUCUUCCACUUAGAUUCCCAUGACAAAAGGCAGGAUACUCUUAAUGAGAGUUCUUGAUUUCAUGGUCAAUUAAGUCAUCCACCUUUAUACAAGAAAAACUUUCAUUGAUGAUUCAUGUUUUGCUAUGUCUUGCUUCUAUUUCAUAUUCCAAACAAAUCGAAGGAAUUAAUUUUGAAUGAACUACUACCAGAUUCAAGCAGUUAUGUAAGUCCCUUUUCUCAAGGAAGCUGGAAUCCUCUUUAGGAUGUGCAGCCGAAACUCUAGCUGCAGUCAACGCCCCCAUCAUCCCUGUGGGCAUGUUGUUCUUUGGUCUUUUCUCUUGCAGGGUGACAAGACAAAACAUAGCAAAGUAGUCAUGUUUUCAUACCCUGAAACACUUGACAAUAUUACAGGAAUAUUCAGGAAAAAAGAGUAUAAAUUAUAUUCCUGUAUAACAAAAUGCUAUAUAGGAUAAUACUGUACAGCUGUUCUGCUUUUGUUUUUCAAUAUCAGUGUGUAUUUCCUGCCAUAUGUAAAACAAAAACUUUAAUGAUAUAUUACCAUCAAUGGUACUUUAAAUCAUUGCAGCAACAAUAGUUCUGCAGUACAGUGGCUGAAGAGCAGCUUAGGAGGUGCUGUAACAUAAUGCUUAACCAUCCUUGAGAAUUACGAAAAUACAUAUACAAGUAUCGCACUUCAGACUAGCGCCGCACACAUGCUUUGUAAUUUAGGGCUUGUUUUAGUUUGCUUGUGUCCCUGACGGCAACGUAAUAUGCUAAUUGAGUUUGCAGACUGCAUCCUGAUCCGUGUAACUUGUUCAGCUGGACCUUAGAACGGUAUGAGAGAACUGGGCAUAUUCCUUUCCUACUUCGUCUUAGUAAUUGUACUGACAAGCAUCUUGCUGACAGACACCGCAUUCUGAUACACAGUCACCGGGACGCUCGUUUCCAGCUGAAAUUCUGAAAGUUCUUCAGGUGAUGGAAAAUGAUGGGGAUGGCUCUCUGGGCCCAUGGCAUGUUAGGAUUUGGUUUGUGGUUAUUUCCUCGGUUCAUAGGGUGGUAACAAAAGCCUGCAUUAAGUGCUAGUUCAUCAUUUGCAUAGACUUUCUGUGACAGAUAAAGCUUAAUAUUGUGUUGUGUUACGACGACAGAAAUAAGCCCCCCUUGCUAUUUCAGUGGUUUGGCUCUGUAAUUUGAAUAACCACUACGGCAGAAGUGCCACGUAUUGAUGUUUUUAUCCUCUUUCUGCAAAGGCUCUCAUUUGCUUUGUCUGUGAAAGAUGACUUCCCUGGCGCUGUUUAUUCCUAAUGCGUCUGUCGGAACAUGAAUGAUGAAGUAUGUCUUUCUGAAGAAACCAAAGUGGAAAAAGGUAGUUCAGAACAGACGCUUUAAACCAGAGACGGGACGCUCGCUCUCCUUAGGGAGCAGUGAAAGUCUUUGAUGCUAGCAAGCUUGCUUAUAGUUAAGAAAGCUGUUUCCUGAAGCUAUGCCUCUUUUCAUUUCCCUGCCGAUGAUGCUUCUGUCAAGUCUAGAGGUCUAACAGGAGUGAGCAAUAGUAAAUAUUCUAAUAGGUGAAUUUUUGGCAGGUUUAAAAGUACACGAAGAGAUGUACCAUAGAAGUGUCAGUUUUCUUGAGUGCUUGGUUCUUGAAGCAGCACUGCACUUUAAUCUUUCCAAGUACUUCUUUUUCGCUAAGGCAAUAAAAAGUCUGAAAAUGACAAGCAGAUCGUGGGCUUUGCAGUCCUCUGAGUGAAAAAAAGGAAUGUACCGGUUGUAUCUUCAUCUUCUUAAAUUGGGAAGCAGCUUAUCAAGUCCAUUCACCAAACAGAGACAGCUAUAUCUACUGUUGUGGUUAUACAGUUGAAAUGAUAGGACAAAUCAACGGUAUCAUGAACUUCCUUCUUGUGGAAAUGGAAAUUACUGCUUAAAAUCGAUCAGCUAUCCGAUUUGGGAUCUCUAUUGCACUACCGUAUUAGUAAUGUUAAAAAGAAACUAAUGCACAGCACUAACUUUUCCCUAGGUACUCUAGUCGUAGCUGACUGUUGGUCUCAGGAUACUGAUAGCAUAAGGAAAGACAAUAAUAUGCAUAAAUGGAAUAGCACAGAAUAUCUGAAACAUGAAGAAUUCGUAACUUGUACCGUUACAACCAAAAGCUUGAUUUACUACCUCCAGUCCCGCUGCCCAGAUCCUUCAGGUCAGCCAGUGAACUAUGAGGCUGCUUUACGUGUUAGAAGGACUGGCAGCUGUCUAACCUUCAACUUGCGUUUUGAGAUUCUGCCUUUUCUGCCCCAGAUCAUCAUAACGUUGAGUAAGUUGCUCAGUUGUGAGAUGCCUGAUCAAAGUUAGAGGACGGUUAGCGAGAAAGCUCCAGCUAGUUAUUAGACAAAACAGAAGCUGGUUUAUGGUGUUUGAUUUCUCUACCCAAUUAAUAUUUUAGCACAUUGGCCAAAUGUGAAAUCUUAAAAGUUAUGAGCAAAAAAAAAAAAGACUAAGCGGUGCUACAAAAUUGGUCUUUUCCAUGGCAGAAUAGGGUUUUAUUCUGACUAAAGAGUAUUUAUUUGUCUCUGAAAGGCAGCAGCUGACAUUUUGGUCAGAAGACGACAGACACAAAUGGGGCAGAAACUUGGGCUUGUGGUGGUUGUUGUUCUUGUUUUUAAACAAAUGAGCAAUCCUCUUCAGUAAAAGAGGCGCUUAAGAAUGUUCCUGUAAGGAAAAUGGUUUCAGGUCAGUGCUUUGGUUCUGGUGAACAUUUUACUGUAUUACUGAACUAAGUCAAUAAUUCUUUUCAAAUUCUGUAUUACAUUUUACACACACUACCUCUGAAACGUGACACCACCUUUAAAACCACACAGAAAAUGUGAACUUAAACAUUUUUUUAACGUUUUAUAGGCAAUAAAUUAUUUCCAACAUGCAUCCUUCAAUUUUGUGCUUGUUUUUUAGUUGAGUGUGAGACAUUCACUUUGUUUUUUAUUUUAGUACUAUUUUUAUGUAUUUGUCUUAAACACAAUCUAUGGACAAGGAAAUAAUAAAGAUGUGAUAUUAGGGAGAAAAGAUUAGCAUAUGUUAAUAGUAAAUAUUUCUAUUAAAGCUGAAGGAUGAUGUAGUAAAUGGGCUAGCUGUGCUAUUUUUAGUACAGUUACUGUAAAGAAUGGAUAUUAGCCUUUAUUCUGGUACUCAAUGAUUGUUGUAACAUUUCUCAAUACAUCGUAGAUUAAUUUAUCAGAGAGAACAGUCAAUGAGUCUCAGCAAUGUAAUGAAAAAGAAUAGGAUUUUAUGUUUUUCUGAGACAUAACAGUUCAUAAAUAUGUCCUCAUUUUUGUUUCAGCUAUUGUUUCUCUUUUUUUGCAUAACUAUGUAUAAAGACCUUCUAGAAACAAUUUUGAUUUGCUUGUAAGCAAGUGUUAACUUUAAAAUGAAUCAGUAGCAAGCUAAGGUUUAAAUGUAUAUGUAGACCAUAUUUUGUAGUCAAAUUUCAUCUUAAAAGAGUCCCUAUAAUUUCCCCCAUCACAUCUAUCUCUCUGAAAUACCUGGGGGAAGGUUGACAGAAUGUACAAGCCUCUUCAGCCUGGGGAUGGGGGAGGGAGUGAGACACAAGGAGGCAUUUCGGUUGAGUAGCAGAAAUGGAGAUCCUGGGGUUUUAGUCAAGAAAAUGACAAUAAACUAAGAAAUUUCUACACCUUGGAAGACAAGAGCUUCUACUUUAUCUUCAAAUUUUGUGAAAUACAGUUCAAAAAGUUAUUGGCAAAUCCAACGAGUUGUGUUGGGGAAAAAAUUGUAUUCUCCAAUGGAAAUUAUAUAAUUUCUAUGAUUAUUUCUAGAAUUACUGGGUGUAUAUGAAUACACAUAUGCAUAUUUAUAAUGUGCACAGAUACACUGAACUUGAUCAUCGUAUUAGCACCUACAAAGGUAUUUUCACUUAAAAUUAAUGUGAUUCUUCUAAAAUAUAUUUUAUUUGCUCUUAUUUUCAUGUCUUACUAUAUAUUGAUUACAUAGUUUUGAAAUUUAAUCAAAGACAUCCAUACAAAUAUUGUUUAUAGUUUAACUCCUUGCAAAACUGGUAACUUUUAGGCUUGGAAAUUUAUUAAAAUGCCCAUAAUAGUGGUAUUUCUAAGUGAUCUUGGCAAAUAAACAAACUGCUGUAUUUAUGAAGAGAUAAUGAAUCUUCUACCAUGAUAAUUUCUGCUUUAGUUUCACUAAAGGUAUGUUUGAUUAAAAAAAAAAAAAAAUAUACGCUGAAAGAUUAAGUAUUAUUGUAUAACUUGGAUGUUUUCCUUAGCCUACAAAACGUAAGAUAAUUGAUGAUCUUAGAACUUGUAUCAUUUCUUUCUGGGCCAAUUUGUUAAGCUUUGUACCCUGAGUGUAUUACUGAGUUUCUCUGUGAAAAUCAAUAUUUAUAUUGCAUUUUUAUUAUUUGUAUCACUAUGUGUAGCAAAGAAACUACUACAAAUCUUAAACUGAAGUACCUCCACUACGGUCCAGGACAUAUGAUCUUGGCUUAUUUGAAAGAUGGAUGCCUAGUGAAAUAUUCCAUACACUUGUAUUGAUUUUUUUUUUCUCUGUAUAUAAGGGUAUUUAUAAUCUUGUAUUAACAGAGUCAUCAUGAGAAAUGCUUAUUUCCUUCUUUAGAAGCCUGCUCAGCUAUUUUUAUAUAAAAUGUUGGUCUUCGCCUUAAUUUUUUUUUUUUUUUUUUUGUGAAAAGUUGUGCCAUAGAUAUUUUAACUUAUCCACAGAUAGUUUACAGAAUUUGCUUUGACUUGUCUUUGGUUAAUUAUUUUUUCCUCAAAUUGUUCUAAAUUGUUUUCUCCUCCAAAUGUGUCUCAAGGUUGGUUUGCUGUCUUAAUUAUUAUUUUUUUUUUAAGUUUUGGAAGAUACCUUCAUAUGCAUGCUUUGGUGGAUCAAGUUUUUCCUCUGUAGUUUAUUGUUUAUAGUUUAGCAAAACCUUUCAUUGAAAAAAAAAAAAAAAAAUUGAAGUAAUGCUUGUACAAAUGUAUCUAGAAUGGCCCAAAUGGUCAGAGUAAAGGGCUAUUUAGCAUUGGUAAAUUUGUCUACUAGACUCAAGGAUAUUUUUCUACGUCUGUCAAGUUUGGGACUAUGGAGAAAUGAAAUAAAGGUUAAUUAACUCCUUUUCCUAUA